This is a messenger RNA of Lymnaea stagnalis (great pond snail), 12956 nucleotides long. NCBI's taxonomy places the organism in Eukaryota, Metazoa, Mollusca, Gastropoda, Lymnaeidae. The record is from the annotation of a GenBank genome assembly.
GAUCGGAGUACAAAAUGUUGAUUUGACUACACCGUUAAAAUAGAUCCCGUUGUGUCAGCAAGCCAAGGACAUUACUUUUUAAAAAAACGUGGAUAGAAAAAAAAAACGGUUUAUUAAGAAAAUACAGUUCUACAUUAGCCGACGACGCCUCUUCACACAUUUUGGAAAAUGAAUCGUAAGUGCUUUGAAUCGCCUUUUAAAAUUCUUCGCUGAUUUAAUGAGAUGCAGUGUCGUAGCUAAGGCUAGAGCCACCCGGAAAGGGCGAAAUUUAAAAAAAAAAAUCUAUAGAAUGCAAAAAAAUGACGCCCCUACAUGUAAAGGCAAAACGUACCAUUGUAAAUUAUGUACUCAACUCUAUGUACAUUAAGCAAUACAAACAUGAAAACAUUGAAAAAGUAAUAUAUUUCUUUUUUUAAACAAAAAUUACGAAUUCAACGGAAGUAUACAAAAAGUGCACGAUCAUCCAUUAUUAUACUGAAAGCUUUUCUGUUUUCUUUAAAUUGCUACUUUUGUAACAAAGUUUCCUGAACAGUGGGUAUUUUUUACAAAAUAGUUAGCCUACAUUUUUUAGAUUCCCAAUUGAGUUCCUCUUUUCAAUAUCACAAUAAUAAACAAUCUACCUAUUUGCACGCACUUUAAAAAAAAACAACAAUGUUUUUAAAUGAGAAUCCAGUAGACAGCUAAAACAACGUUGAUGUGUUGCUGUGUAUAUUGAAGAGGCAAUUUGUAAUUUAUCUACAGAAUUUUAUAAUAUUUUGAAAUAAUCAAAUAAUCCGUGCAAUAAACUCAAAUUUGAGAACUCUUAACUCAAUUCUUAAACGAUUUCCUUCAGAUAAAAUAACAUUUAUAUUUAUGAUGUCAUUUGUAAACAUAUCACGUCUUCUAAAUAAUAAUGAUGCCAUUCAUAAACGAUUUAUAAAAACGACCAGUAGUAAAAACCCAAACAAAUGAGAGAUCUUUCUACAAAAAUGAUGCUAGCACUGCAUUCAACGUGUAAAAUGAUGCUAGCACUGCUUUCUACGUGUAAAAUGGUGCUAGCACUGCGUUCAAAGUGUAAAAUGAUGCUAGCACUGCGUUCAACGAGUAAAAUGAUGGUAGCUCUGCGUUCAACGAGUAAAAUGAUGCUAGCACUUCUUUCAACAUGUAAAAUGAUGCUUGCACUGCGUUCAACGUGUAAAAUGAUGCUAGCACUGCGUUCAACGUGUAAAAUGAUGCUAGCCUUGCGUUCAACGUGUAAAAUGAUGCUAGCACUGCGUUCAACGUGUAAAAUGAUGCUAGCCAUGCGUUCAACUUGUAAAAUGAUGCUAGCACUGCGUUCAACGUGUAAGAUGAUGCUAGCACUGCGUUCAACUUGUAAAAAGAUGCUAGCACUGCGUUCAACGUGUAAAAUGAUGCUUGCACUGCGUCAACGUGUAAAAUAAUGCUAGCAUUUUGUCCUCCCCCACUUUGAAUUCAAAUUUUAUAGUUAAAACGGUCUAAAAUACCCAAUGUUCCCUGCAGCCAUGGAGGUUGUGAGGGCAAAACGAUGGCCCUGUGGUUAAAUGACACCUACACUUUUAACUAGCAUCUCUUCCGUUGCUCUCCAAUUAAGUGCAGAAUGUAGCAAAAAUAAAUUCGAGUGUACGCUAAAAUGUAUUUCUUGUAUUUUGAAUUUAACAAAACAUUUCUGGGUUCCAUAAAUUUUGUGUUGUUCUGGGCAUCCGUCCUUCGUAAUGUGACGAUGGUGUAGAGUUCGCGCAGGUCGAAAUCCAAAACGUUGGGAUUAUUCUUUUUAGUAUUAAAAACUGGUUUCCUUACAUAACAGAUGCCUCUCUCCACGCCACUGGAAACCCAAGGGGACAUCAUAUGGAUGGCAGUUGUGAUGGACGAUACAAGCUCCUCUUUUUUUGUGUUGAGUUAGGGGUCCCGAAGGGCUCGGUGCUAGACACCUGUUUGUUCCUAGCGUACAUCAAUGACUUACCCAAGAAACUGACAUCCCAAGCAUGACUGUUCGCAGACGACACAGAAGUGUAUAGGAAGAUCACCAACAGUUUGACCAAUACAAGCUACAACAAGAUCGGUUAGCUGAGUGGGAGAUUAGCUUGGUGAUGGAAUUUCCUCCUGCCAAGUGCCAGACACUGUUAGUCUCUAGAAGGGGUACUCCUCUACACCACCAUUACGAACUGCAUGGCCAUAUACUUGAGUCAGUUUCCUGCGUUAAGUACCGCAGUUUUACUAUUCAAAAAGAGGUCCGCUGGGACGAUAAUAUUAACAAUAGACGCAACCAGGAAAACAAGACCUAGGGUUCUUCAGGCGAAACCUGAAGAUUGGUGAAACCUGAAGAUUGACAAUUAAAGUGUCAAAAAAAGAGUCUAUAAAGCCUUUGUCCGGCCGCUUUUAGAUUACGCAUCUUCAGUCUAGGACCCAUUCACCCAGAAGAGCAUUGACAGGUUGGAGGCGGUCCAACGAUGGGCAACACGCUUUGCUCUGAACCGCUUCAGGAACACUUCUAGUGUUUGCAGCAUUGUGGAAACACUGGGAUGGUCACUGUUGGAAGAAGGACAACGAUUAUCUAGGCUCUUAAUAAUGUACAAGAUAAAAUGGGCUGGACCACUGCUCCAGCAUUAAAAAGAAACUCGUCACUGUCCCUACUGAACAGCGACGAGGCCAUUGACAGGCAGUUCCGGCGCAUAAAAGCAAGAACACAGUAUAGGAACUGCUCAUUCCUGCAAAAGCUAAUUAGGGACUAAAACAAGCUUCCAAAAAAGAACAUUUGAGGAGAAAACACAUAAACAUUGGCGUUUAUUAAAAAAAGCCUACCAAACUCCAUUUUAUGCUACGCUCUCUUCAAUACUAGGCAUAGAAACAUUGCUAGUUCCUCUACAAAGGCUGGAGCCAGAUUGAUCAAUUCAUUGGACCCUUAAUAUAUAGAAGAAGAACAAGGAUGAUACAACUUGGCUGCAGUGGCGUCACAGGAGUUGUCGGAAUGUGCCAAUAUUAUCCGCCUAUGCGACUCCAUCUCCGGGUUUUGAAUCGAGAUUUUCCUUCUCUUGGAUGAAUUGCCUACCAAUGUUAACGAAUCCCAUUCACCCGGAUAGCUGGUAAUAUGUUUGCUUGAUUGGGCUUUGGUGGGGAUUGAACUCCAGAUCACUAAGGUGAGAUGGACUCAGUUCAGACCACUCGGCUACCCAGCAUAAGGGGCCUAGGGCAAAAAGUAUACACUCCAGAGCGCCACAACUCGAAUGAAUUUAGUUUAUGUUGGGCUGGGGUUGAAUUAGAAAUAUUUUUGAGCAUUAUUAUGGCAACUUUUGGCGCUUCCCAUCCGAAAGUCUGAAAUGCUCUCUUAAAUUAUCUAAAACAAAGCCUAAAAUUCAAGUAUUGGUCAAAUGCAUCCCUUUACCGGUGAUUUUAAUUUGCCCAAAAGUCUUAGGCACCCUCAAUUUCUGCACUCCCAUCCCCUAACGCUGAUCAGUGUGACAGUACGGGUUGGCCAAAUAAUUAAUCUGGGUUGCACCACAACUGGAGGAAAUUUAGUUUAUGCAUGGCACUAGAUGCCUUAAUGCCUCACCAACAGGUCUUAAAAAAUUCCUUCCCCGAUCAGUAAGAUCACUCAAAUCAGGUAUACUCGAAAAUGCACCUCUUGAUUUUGAAACAAUUAAAAGUUUUCUACAGACCCUUAUUAUGUACUCCUUUUAACGAUACAAUCUGCUGUUAUCCAAAAAUUGCAGCCCUUCAAAAUAAUUAAAAAUUAGCACCUGGGCGUGCCACCACAUUCGUCCUCUUUCUACGCCUCUGGCAGAGGGGUAUCUAGAGAGUUUGGCGCAAAGGGUCAAGAUUCAUUUUUACUUCCCCCCUCAAAUCUAAAAUCCAUUAUUUUUUAUCCAUUAAAUACCGCAAAACCAAUUUUGGCACCCCCGUAAGUCUGGCAAAAACAAAAUCCAAUACUUGAGCAUCAGUCCCCGAGCUUUUCUUUACGAAACACGGCAAAUCUCUAUGUUUGUGUCUGAAUGGCGGUCCCAUGUUUGUGUCUGAAUGGCGGUCCCUAUGUUUGUGUCUGAAUGGCGGUCCCUAUGUUUGUGUCUGAAUGGCGGUCCCCUGGUUGUGUCUGAAUGGCGGGCCCUAUGGUUGUGUCUGAAUGGCGGUCCCUAUGUUUGUGUCUUAAUGGCGGUCCCUAUGUUUGUGUCUGAAGGGCGGUCCCUAUGUUUGUGUCUGAAUGGCGGUCCCUAUGUUUGUGUCUGAAUGGCGGUCCCAUGUUUGUGUCUGAAUGGCGGUUCCCAUGUUUGUGUCUGAAUGGCGGUCCCAUGUUUGUGUCUGAAUGGCGGUCCCAUGUUUGUGUCUGAAUGGCGGUCCCUAUGUUUGUGUCUGAAUGGCGUUCCCAUGUUUGUGUCUGAAUGACGGUCCUAUGUUUGUGUCUGAAUGGCGGUCCCAUGUUUUUGUCUGAAUGGCGGUCCCAUGUUUGUGUCUGAAUGGCGGUCCCUAUGUUUGUGUCUGAAUGGCGGUCCCAUGUUUGUGUCUGAAUGGCGGUCCCAUGUUUGUGUCUGAAUGGCGGUCCCAUGUUUGUGUCUGAAUUGCAGUCCCACUAGUUCUUAAUUCGCUUUGAAAUGUUAUCAGCGCAUUUUGUUAAAUCGGUUAUUCAAGUCACUCUAAAAAAAGAUAAAUCCAAUGAUCCGCAAUAACUGGCUGAGUACCUAAUGUCAGCUUGAAAACGUUACGGAAAUUGUAAUAAUUGUUAAAUACAAAUCCAACCCUAAUUAGAAAACCAGUGUAGCUUUUCGAACAUGCAACAGAAAAUUCUGUAAUGGCAAAAAAAAGGACACAUUAAUUUGAUGCCUGUUCCAAUUUUUUAUGUAAGGCCCUGGGUAGUGUGCCAGUCAUCGGUUUUGCUAUUUUUAAUGAGCGUGUUUGUUGUAGAGAUUAUUUGUGUACUUCUUGCAAUGUGCUUUGUAUUAGGGCGUUUUGGGGUGUGCGAAACUUUCAACAAAAUGACAUUAUAAAGGCAAAGCAGGAAAAAUGAACGCCAUUUGAAUAUAGUAUGACAUUUUUGAGAGAAUGAGUAAAUAAUGUGUAGCACCCACGCUACCAAUUGUUAGAGAAGAAAUGCCUGCCGUUUCUCAAAGUGCACAUGACGCAUCCUAAAAACGGAAUUUUAAAAAAAAAGAAAAAAAAGAUCCAUCCUGAGUAGACUCUGUGACCCAAUGUGCUCCCCUUUUGCUUUUCCUAGAUGGGGAUUUUGGUUGGACCACAGAUCUGAAGAAAGCUGUUCGUUAAGAUUGCGUCCAUGGCUCAAUGGUAUUCAUACCUUUUUGGCAUUCACGAUGGAAACUUUCACCAGUUCUUCAAAGUAGGAAAACGGACUCACCAAUUUAUUGUUAAUGCUUAUUGCAAGACUGAGGCACUGUGUUUUGAAUUGGUUCCGGAAAAAGUCAAAGCCAAUGAGAGCUGCAGACUAAUAUGUCCCUCACCGAUUUUUAACAACCAUAUUUUAGAAUGUUAAAAUAUAUUAUAGGCCUGGAAAGAAAGUUAUAUUACCUUAAAACUUCAUAUGGAGUCCAACAAAUAUGGCUCUAGGCAAUCAAUUUCCGAAAAAAAUGUAUAAAGUAAAGUUUCAAAUGUUCAUCCAAGGGCCAAGAAGGGCUUUCGACAAAAUCAUGGAAGCAUUGAAAACCCUAGCUUACUCAAAUGCUAAUUCUUUAUUCAUAGACCUGGUGGAAGUGGUAAGGUAAGAACUUCUUUUACAACGCAUGCAGGAAAUAUGAGCGUAGAAACAAUUAAUUAGUCAUGCGUAGCAUAAACUUUGCUUGAGGGAAGCAGAACUUUCCACAGUCGUUUCCAACAGUCUAUUCUAUGAAACAUCAAACUUUAAUAAGAAGGGAAAAAAACUGGACAAAGGAAAAGUGAUAGUAUGAGAUAAAGCUUCAAUGGUCCCACCACGCGGAGUGAAUGCAGUUGACACACUACACAAAUAUCUCUCUUAGCUCAAGAUCCAAAAGUUCCUUCUAAAAAAUCUUUGGAGGUGCGGUCCUUCUUUUCGGUGAAAUUUUAGCAUAAUUUUCCUUGUUUUUUCACACACAUGGCAGCCGAUCCGAAAUAAUUUCUUCAUGCAUGAGGAAUAGUAAGUUUUGGAAAACUUAGCCAAUAUACCAGGCUUUGCACGGGAGUGCAUUAGGGCCCCGAUCCUGGUAACGCCCCAAUCCAAAUGGGACCCCAAAGCCAAUGGGACCCCCAAUGCCAAUGGGACCCCGAUCCCAUUUUGACCCCGAUCCUGACGCAAUCCCUUUUCCCUGUGUUAUCCCGAACCCGGUGGGAACCCAUUUCUUGUGUCUCCGGAUCCAAGGGGAAUCCAGAUCCCGGUGGGAUCUCGAUCUCGGUUUGAUCCCAUUACCCGAUGGGAUCGCGUUACCAAUGGGUUCCGGCUUACUAUUGGAUCUCGUUCCCCAUUAGGAUCUUAUUACUCUAUGGGAUCAUGCUCAGUGCGAUUUUGUUAGAAUACUCUUUUAGAUCCCUUUAUAUAUCCCUGUAGAACAAUAUAGAGCCUUCCUUAACAUUGUAGAUUCAAUAUAAUAUCCUCCAUGAAACCUGUAAAAAAAUUACUUUUCUAUGUAAAUAUUUUUGAAAUACUAAAUAUUAUUCAACUAAAUUUUACUACUAUAACUAUAGUGUAUUUUAAUUAAAUUAGGGGCCACAGUUAGGGCCCAUUUAAGGAAGUACCGUUUUAGCUAUGUCUGAGAUGGGCGAGUGCAUAUACAAAUCAUUCAGAUAAAUUAUGGAGUUAAAAUUUAGAAUUUGUCCCAUAAAAAUCGGUUUAAAAAAGUUAUUGAACUUUCUAGAAAAUUAUAGAUCGGUUCUGAAUGGAUUGGAUUGUAUUAGUUUUAAAUCCACAUUUAAAAAAAAAAAAUAUUAAUGAGACAGGCCUAAUGACUGUUGUAAUAUGAAAUUCAAUUUCGUCGUGGGACAGAUACAAUACUCACUCAUUAUAUUCAUUGUGUUACAUCAGAAUAGAAGCUUAAAAAGGGGUAUUACACAUUUUAUUAUAAUUAUGAAUCUUUAUUUUCUAUUCAUCAGGUUUCCAGUGCAUGUUGGUUUUGAUAGCACUGUGUGUGCUUUUAAUUCUUAUUUACUCUUCAAGAAACUCAAAUAUAAUUAAUGUUCUGUACUUUCAAUCGAAAGGUGAGUACCUCCUCCCUGCCUCCUGUAUUUCCCAACAUUAAUCAUCUAAUUUAACCCAACAGUGCAGCAUAAUCUGCAGUGUCCUUGCCUUACCCUAGGCCAGACCAAGACGCUCUUCCCACAAAGCUCUCAAACUAAAAAUAUCUCCAUUUUCCCCGCGCCAUCACAAAAUGCAGACUUUCCCCAACUCAUCCACUAUCCGUCCAAAGUUAUCCAAAAAACCACUUGGAACCAUUAUUUCUUCUUAUACUUUUAUAAAUAAUGAUAUCACACGAUUUUGUUUUUUUCAUUACAGUUGAUGCAUUCUUGCAUUUUAGUCAGCUUAUAAAUAAAACUUCUUUUUAAACAGUUGUUAAAAAAAGCAUGGCAUGAAUUGAUUUUCUUUCCAACUCAAAUCAUCAAAUUCAUGCGUGUAAAGAAAGCGUAGGCGGAACACCCCGUCUCGACCCCACCCACCCCCACCCCACCCCCAAAAGAAACCAACCUGUGCGAGUAAGUCAAAUAGGCAGAAUAUCCAUCAAGCAACGCAUUUUUAUUUUGCAAGGAAAACAGCAUAACGGAAGGGCAAAUUUAACCAGAGGACAAGGUUACCCUGCGAGAAGUGCUGCCAAGACUGUCGUUUCAAGAAGGGCCUCGUAUGCCGUAAAAUAUUUUGUUCAUAGCUACGCAAUCGCCUCGCAAAGACGGAAAGGAGGCCAUGCAUAAAUAAAGGUUUUCUGAGUCCCUAAUCUCUUGCAGUGCCCGUAGCAGGGUGCUUUUUGUAUCACUGAUCGCAACCGUCUUUGCCUCGGAUCAUGUUACCACCUCGAUCUCUGCCCCUUUUCAUCUUGGGCUCAGUUUCCUUUGCUACAGUAAUGGCAACAGUCCCCCCCAAAGCGAUGGUUAUUUUCUCUUUGGCCUCGACGUUUGCAACUGAUGUAAGGUUCAGGUUGGUUUAAAAAAGCCUUGACAUAAUUUUGCUUUUAGCUAUUUAAGGUUGGCGUUUCUUCCGUGGGGCGCGUACCCUCAGUUUGCCUCAAAUGAAGUCAAGUUGCUCUUAUCAGCCAUAUUGUAGUCUAGAGCGAAUGGUGGGUGUGUGUUGGGAAGUUUCCAAGAGCUUCAUAUGACACACACAGGCCUGAUCAGCUGAACCCCCAGCAAAAGAAAAAAAAAGGAAUCAAAAUGAACACAGAUAGGAUAUUGGCUCAUCUAAAUAAAGUUAACUCCGACCACUAGGCCUGAUUACCUUCGACCGCUAGGCCUGAUUACCUUCGACAACUAGGCCUGAUUACCUUCGACCACUAGGCCCGAUUACCUUCGACAACUAGGCCCAAUUAUCUUCGACCACUAGGCCCGAUUACCUUCAGGCCAAGCUGCACCAAACCUUAACUUUAGCAAAGAUAGAGAGAGAGAGGGUUGUUCACCUACUAAAAAUGACGUCUUAUCCAUAAAAACACAUUUUAUUUGACGUCGUAGAUUCGUAAGACACCGCGCCAUAGAUUCUAAGGAAAAGGCGGCACUUAAACAUUCUCUUAUUCGUUGUGUGUUUGAAAUGUUUACAGGUCCCCCCCCCCCCCCCCCCAAAAAAAAAAAAAAAGGACAGUACGGAUCUUAAUGAAAUUCAUACCAUUCUACUAAAUAUUUUGCAGAUGAAAACACUUCAACAUCAACGCCAUUGGAACGUCCAAUAAACGGGUCUAAUUGGACGUUGACAGAGUUUAUAAACCAUUUUAAGACGCUGUUGGAACAUCCCAGCGAUUCUCCUGUACAACGUUUUACAAAUGCUUGUGGUGGUGGUGCAGGAGGUAACAGUCUGUCCCAAAAGGCAAAUUAAAACCGAAUGAAGACGUCUAUGAGUUUGAAUUAAACAUCUUUUCACAUUUAAAUACAUUUUUAUUAUAUGCUCAUGUUAGGAUUUAAUCAGGUUUAAAAAAACAAUAUUUUAGAUGUGAGUGUGUGUGUUUGUAUGAUUGCCUGGGGAGAUAUUUGCAAAAUUAAAAAGAAAAGGAAAUAUAUCAUCUAAACAUCGAAAUCAAGAACAACUAUAUAUAAUACUAGCUAUGACUACUAUGAGAAAUGACAAAAAUUAAGAAAAAAAACAUUUUUGAGAUAUGAGGAAAUGAUCUGAAUGAUCCUCAAGAAUAAAGACAAAUAAAUGUUGUUUUUUUAUGACCGACAGCUUUUAAAUAUUUUCAAUAAGCGCAGCACAAUAUUGAGAGAAGCUUGGUGAUGAUUUUAUUUACCAGCGUGUACUCCCAACUGUUCACGGCCACUGAGUAACUCGAGUGAUGAGAGACUCACAGAUAUCCUCUUGUCUCCCAACCUGACAUUGUCAAACCAGCAGAGAGACUCCAUCUUGUCCAUGGCAGAUUCCAUCCCAGAGAAUGACAUCAUCUUCCUGUCAGCCAGCUCCUCCAACCAUUAUGACGAAAUGCAGGCCAUGUUUCACAAUCUGCACACCGUUGUCUUUCCCAUAUUGCGUAAUAUUACUGUGGUCUUAUUUGACAUUGGACUCACACAAGAGCAACGGAAAAAGGUAAAUAACACGCUGUCUUCAUUAAAUUAGUUUUCCAUUUUCUCAACAACGAUAAAGUCAAUGCCCAGAAUUUAUAUUUGAAAUUAAAAUUGUGAUGAAGUAUAAAAAAUAUCUUAAAUGUUUGAAUUUAAAUAAAAUUCAAAAUUACAAUAUAAUGGGUUUUUAACUGAUCGCUAGCCCCCCCCCCCUUCCCCUUAAACGAAACAGCUGUCUGAAUAAAUCAAGCCUAAUAUAAUAUAUAUAUAUAUAUAUAUGGUUUUUUUUUAAGACCGAGAAACAUUGCCGAUGCCACGUGGUGACGUUUCCGGUAGAGAAAUUUCCUCCUCACAUGAAGGAUAACAUGUGCUACACAUGGAAACCUUUAAUUGUUCGGGUAAGCAUACUAAUCAAUAAGAGGAGUAAAAGGAUAGAAAUGACGAGUCAUUAUUUAGACUAAAUCUAGUGGGAAUAAUAACAAUAAUACGUAUUACUUUUAUUGACAGUGAUUCCCUCGCUUUGUAAUGUUGCAAUUUAUUCAAAUGGUCAGAAAAGCCGUCUUUAGUUUUGUGUGGCCAAGAUUGGGGAUGCUAUCGUAUCAUUCACUGAAUAAUUAAAAAAAAAAUAAUAAAAAUAAAACAACAGGAAGAAUGUCUCAUAAACUACUUUGCUAGUGUGACCUUGAGUUGUUGAAAGGUAAUCGGUGGGCUUCUUGGCAACCGGAUACGCCCAGAUAAUUUCAUUUAAUCGCAUUCCAUUUGAAAACACUGAGCACGAUUUUGACGAUAUGCUUGUCAGAAAUGUUUCUGCCAGUGCAGAUCGACCAAUAACAUUCAAAACCUCUCCAGCACCGAAAUGCCAAGUGGAUAAAAAGCUUUUUUAAAAAAAAAAUGUUUCUUCUGGAAAAGACAGAGCUGUAAAAUUAUUUGUCCUUUUGUUCCAUAAACUUUUACUUUAAGAUUUUGAUAAACUGUGGAAUUAAAUGAAUACUUGUUAAGUUGUAUGUCUUUAUAGAACCAAAUACCUUAAAAAUGGUACUUUUAAUAGCAGUGCCUAAACAUUUUCUGUAAUAGUUUAAUUUAUUACAUAAAACAUAUAGUUAUGUUUAUUAAUUAAUUUUUUUAAUUUAAAAAAAUAUUUUGAAAAUAAACUUCUUAGGACCUAGCGUAGCACAUGCUGUUUUAUUGGGAUAUCAGCAUGGUUAACUAUUUCACUUCUGUCUCGUGCUUCAGGAUGCCGGCUUGUAUAAUGUAAUACUUCUUAUACUUCAGUCUUUCACUCCUAAACUCUAUCAGUCUGUCACACAAGAAGUAGAUAUCACUUUACAGUUAAAUUCACAGUACUUUAUUAUAUCACUUUUCUACAACAAUAAUAAUAAGAAUCCUUGCACACAUAUCCAGGUAAUAUAAUCCAGAAUGCAAUUAUUUCACGCAUUUAUAAAUUAUAUAAUACUCCGUGGUAUGAUAGAAAAUUCACAUGACAGAAAAUCAACCACGUCUUCACUUCUCUUCGACAUGAGAGGGACUACCUGAUCACUCAAAAACGUGCGGCUCACUUCCGCUUUACAAAAAAAUAAUUCUUUCUCUUUUACCGUGAAAAAAUACACGUUAACAUAGUUCAAUAUUCAAAUUAUGCCACCUCCCUGACUCAAUGGUUUCGUGUGCAAACAUGGUCUGUUACACCUAGUCUAAUCUAUCUCUAACACACAGGCAACCAUGGAGAAAGCGCGUCAAAUUCUGGUUUACCAAGAUGCUUCCAUCCGAUGGUCUCCAGAAAUGCACAGAGUUUUGAAUUUGACGAAAACAUUCGGUUUACAAUAUCACAGAAAUGAUGAUCUCUCCAGAAUUCCAGUGCAUACCAUUAGACAGGUUACACAACUAGGAUUAAAUAUCUAUUUAUAUUGUUAUGUUGGUUUAAUAUUUUUAGUUUGUUUUUGUUUUUUCGCAUGGUCACAGCGUAUGUCAUUGCCUGUUCCAGCUUUCAAUUGUGUUGUGUUGUUUUGUUUAUGACGCUGCAUAAUUUUUAGAUCCUUAAGAAAAUAUAAUUUAAAAUUUUGUAUUAGAUCGUAAUGUUGAUUAUGUUUUGAUGCCAUUGGAAAUAACUUGAUCAGCUGUCCUGUAUCAAUAGAUAAACUUCAGAAUGAUAGUAUGUUGACUGUUUCUUUAAAAAAAACUAACCAUUUAACAUUGUAAAAAAAUAACUAAUUUUCUAGACGUUCGAUUACUUUGGAGAAAGUCCGUGUGCAUUUGGCCAAUUCCCCGAACUCGAAGCUAACAAUGGAAUGUUUAAAAGGGACCAAUUUGUCAUACACGCUGUCCUGGAACCAUGGGCCCGUUGUGCAUUGGAACCAUCAUGUAUGUGUCCAGUCGCACCUAAUACAGUUCUAGAUUGCAGAAGACCCAUUGCUGACCACAGGUGUCACAGGUGCUAAAUAAAGCGAAAUAGUUCUAUCUUUAUGGAUUAAAUCGAAUUCUUAAAAAAGAAAUUAUACACAUUUUUCAAAUUCUUUCAUUAAGAAUAUUCUUUCCUUACAGUACAAUGGUUAAAAUUUAUAUUUAGUACAAUUGGUUAUUUUUUGUAAUAUAUUUAAACUGUAUUCUUAUGUAUUAUAUCAGUGACGCACUUUGAUUUCCAAUUAUUUAGCAUAUUGUAGUACAUAUGCGCAAAUUUAGACAUACAUGUAUGCGAAAAAUCAUUCCUUUUAACAAAAAAAUAUGUAUAACCUUUCUCGCGCUGAUUUUAGAUAGUUAAAUUAGUUCCAUUAAAAUAGUUAUUUCUACUUUCCAUUAAGUAACUUAUUUUUUUUAUAUAUAAGUUCAGGUCCCGGUUCAAAUUAUCUCAUGGGAAUAUUUUGUUGUUGUUCAUGACAAAAUUAUGUUAUUUAAGUAAAAAUAAAUAUUUUAUUAUAUAAAUAUAAUUAUAUAAAGAUUUAAAUUGAAAAUGCUUUCUUCAUUAAUGUGAUUUUUUUUUUCUGUCUUACUCGUAGAUUCGAUCAAUCGGCUAUUGGAAUGAUAACAGCAAAACUAUUUAACAAAGACAUACACAGAAUUCUGGCACCAAAGUACUAUUAUCUUGAUAUAAAACGUGAACAUAAGAUGAAAGACUAUUUUAAUUCCUUGGAACAAGCCUAAAAUUUAAUCAAUCAAAACAAUACUUCAAAAAAUAAAACAGUGUAAUUAUUUUUACUUUAUUUGACACUAGCAAAUAUACCCUUACUACAUUAGCAUUCUUUACUUCACUUGACCUUCCGUUCUUCUUUACUUUCUUGUUUCUUCUGGGUUUUGAGCCCACUCUUAUUAUUUUCUUUUUGUUAUGUAGG